CUUUGAUCAAACUCACUCAAAUUGCGUUCGUACGAUGCAUUGCGGGUCAUGGCCUCGUCCUUUCUCUUUGGAACAAUACAUCACUGCUUGUUGCUCUAUUGGGCUCUCUCUUCCGCAUAUCUAUCUCACAAUUUCACAGUCAAGAACUUGAAAACGACAACCAACAACUAAUUAACCAUGAAGAUCUCUCCUCUUGUUUUCCUUCUUGCCGGCGCCCACGGAUUCGCCCCCGUUUCCAACAUGGCCAGCCGCAGCAGUCCUCUUGCCAUGAGCACUGAGACCGAGGCCGGAAAGAAGGCUUUCGCCCAGCUCCCUGCCUCUGUCAAGCCAGGUGUUGUCACCGGACAGGCCCUUGUUGACCUUCUGCAACACGCCAAGAAGGAGGGAUGGGCCAUCCCAGGAGUCAAUAUUGUUGGAACCAACUCCAUCAAUUCCUGCAUGGAAGCCGCCGCUAAGUACGGAGGUCCCAUCAUGGUUACUUUCUCCAAGGGAGGAGGUCAAUUCAUUGCCGGAAAGUCCCUCGGCAACGAAGAAGACUCUGCCUCCAUCGCUGGAUGCGUUGCCGGAGCCAAGCACGUCCGGGAGGUUGCCGCUCUCUACAAUGUUCCUGUUAUCCUCCACACUGACCAUUGCCAAAAGGCCUGGUUGCCCUGGAUGGACGGUCUUCUUGCCGCCAACGAGGAAUACUACAAGGAUCACGGUGAGCCCCUUUUCUCCUCUCACAUGCUUGAUCUCUCCGAAGAAUCUUUGGAAGAGAACAUUGGUAUCUGCAAGGAAUACAUGGAGAAAUUCGCCAAGCUUGACAUCCUUUUGGAAUUCGAACUUGGUGUGACUGGAGGAGAGGAAGAUGGUGUUGAUAACACUGAAAUCGACUCCGCUCGUCUUUACACCCAGCCCGAGGAGGUCUUCUACGCCUACGAACAACUUUCCCAGGUCCCCAACGCUGCCUUCACUUGCGCUGCUUCCUUCGGAAAUGUUCACGGUGUCUACGCUCCCGGAAACGUCGAGCUCCGACCUGUCAUCCUUCACAACACUCAAGAGUACAUCUCUGAGAAGCUUGACUCAGAGGACAAGAAGCCCAUGCUUUUCGUCUUCCACGGAGGUUCUGGUUCUUCCCCAGAAGACAUCCAGUACGCCAUUGAUGCUGGUGUCAUCAAGAUGAACAUUGAUACCGACACACAGUGGGCCUACUGGGACGGUGUCCGUGAGUACGAAGCCAAGCACCACGACUACCUCCAGGGACAAAUCGGAAACCCCGAUGGUGACGACAAGCCCAACAAGAAGUACUACGAUCCUCGUAUGAUGCUCCGAGCAGGAGAGGAAGCCAUGGCUGAGCGUUUGUGCAAGGCCGCCGAGGACUUGAACUGUGUCAAUGUCCUCAACUAAGCGUGAGAACUACAGUUCAAGCGGAACAGCAAGUCCAAGGUCCUAGGCGAAUAACUUUGGCAUGAAGAAAGACACCGAUCUGUACUGUACUUGGAUAUAGUCACACAUGCUCCAUUUGGAAGCUACCACUUCUGAAGAGAACACUGGGUCAAUAGAAUAUUUAUUAGCGCAAAUUUUACCACAC
This is a messenger RNA of Seminavis robusta, 1570 nucleotides long. NCBI's taxonomy places the organism in Eukaryota, Bacillariophyta, Bacillariophyceae, Naviculales, Naviculaceae. The record is from the annotation of a GenBank genome assembly.